CUAGAAAAAGCCAGAGAGGGAAUCAGAAGACAGUGCCCCAGCCUUCUGUUUUCGGUUUAUCAAAGCAAUGGCUUCUCUCGACACCGACGUGACGAUGGUCCCCGCCGGCGAGGGUCCAAGCGACGCGCCACCGUCCUCGUCCGCCGCUUCCGCAUCCUCGUCAUCGAAGAAGGCCAAGCGAUUCGAAAUCAAAAAGUGGAACGCUGUCGCUCUCUGGGCUUGGGAUAUUGUUGUGGAUAACUGUGCUAUAUGUAGGAACCAUAUCAUGGAUCUCUGCAUUGAGUGUGAAGCUAACCAAGCUAGUGCCACAGGAUCAUCAUCUUUAUUGUUAUUGUGUAAUAUGAUCUGUUUUUUGAUGCUCUGUUUAGGCAUCGAGUGUCAAGCUAACCAAGCUAGUGCCACAAGUGAGGAAUGUACUGUUGCUUGGGGGGUUUGCAACCAUGCAUUCCAUUUCCACUGCAUCAGCCGUUGGCUCAAGACACGUCAAGUGUGUCCAUUGGAUAAUAGUGAGUGGGAGUUUCAGAAGUAUGGCCAUUAGAAGGAUUGCUGCAUUUAUGUUGAUCCUCUCACCCUCUGCUGCAGCAUGAUUUCAAAUGAAUGUUCGAACCACUAUGAUUUUACUCUUGAUGCAUACUUUGGUUUCAGAAAUUCUUGAGAGCAACUAUAAUAUGGAGUGCAAUGUGUGCAAUAUGUAGUCGCAUGAUCUUUUCUUAGGAAUAUAGUUGCUUUAAGUCUGAUCUAUUCUGCACUGUAUUUUGGUGGUUCAACCACUUAAGCCCGUUUUACAUAUCUGGUGAUAUAGUACUUCUCUAUUUGGAUGAAAUGUUGGUUUACUCUACAAA
Molecule: messenger RNA, 842 nt
Organism: Rhododendron vialii
Lineage: Eukaryota; Viridiplantae; Streptophyta; Magnoliopsida; Ericales; Ericaceae
Product: RING-box protein 1a
Exons: 5
Coding region: 68-538 (156 amino acids)
Biological process (GO): protein ubiquitination; anaphase-promoting complex-dependent catabolic process
Cellular component (GO): anaphase-promoting complex; nucleus
Molecular function (GO): cullin family protein binding; ubiquitin protein ligase activity; zinc ion binding
Source: RefSeq, a predicted model, not a curated record